AUGGUAUUUCCCAGUGGUCUUUCCUUUUAUUAUUCAGAGUAUGCUGGCCGAAAAAAAUGCUUGAGCAAAGGAGGGCACUGCAGGAAAAACUGCAGCCAUGGUGAAGUGAAGGAAGCCACGUGUAAAAACCGUGAAGUCUGCUGCAUUCCUGGGAAGAAAGACUUGGGAUCGCAAGUGCCAAUUCUUAAAACAACACCAACUUUCAUGCCCUAUUUUGAGUCAACAAACAUUGAGGAUGUGAGUGAAACAACAAUACCUUUCACUCAAGCCUACUUUGAAUUAAGCACCAAGAAUUAAAAAGAUGACGAUUCCGACCUGGAACUGGGAACUCAGAGCUCUCUCCCAGAGGUCCAUCAAACCACACGAGCUCUUCUCUGCUGUCACUCAUUCCUGUCCUCAUAGUGCUGAACUAAGUCCUAAAGAUUCACAAAGCUCUGAAAGUAUCAUGGUGGCCCAUCCCCAACCCCCAUCAAUGUGUGAUUCUAAAUAAAAUCAGCUGUACUCAGAAGUCCAAAUUUUUCCACUAUUUCCAAUGAUGAACUCUUCAGUGCUUUUCUUGAAAUCUCAAAUUAUUUCCAUGACAAGUUUUAACCCAUUUUUAGUGUCCCUUGUUUGCUAGUGACCUAUGCACAACCAUAUUAACGUAGUUAAGUAUUCCGACAUUGUUCUUUGCAUGUGUCUUUCAGUCUUCUCUAUGAGCGUUGUGGAAUACCAGAGGCAUUUCUGUGUUAGUCUUACCUUUUUAUGGCAGCAUAAGUGGUCAAAAUCAGAAUUCUAAAUCCUUGAAUUAAUGACGAUAGCUACUAGGACACUGCCUUAGUUAUCCUGGACUGCCAUAACAAAAAAAAUACCACCAGUGGGUGGCUGUAAAGAAUAUGAAUUUAUCUUCUGAAGUUCUGG
Molecule: messenger RNA, 900 nt
Organism: Loxodonta africana (African savanna elephant)
Lineage: Eukaryota; Metazoa; Chordata; Mammalia; Proboscidea; Elephantidae
Gene: DEFB118
Product: defensin beta 118
Exons: 2
Biological process (GO): innate immune response
Cellular component (GO): extracellular region
Source: RefSeq, a predicted model, not a curated record